Messenger RNA from Sodiomyces alkalinus F11, 907 nucleotides. RefSeq lists its product as hypothetical. The record is from RefSeq and is a predicted model, not a curated record. The coding region runs from base 200 to 739 and encodes 179 amino acids. Lineage: Eukaryota; Fungi; Ascomycota; Sordariomycetes; Glomerellales; Plectosphaerellaceae. The transcript has 3 exons.
AACAGUCACGUCUAUAUCCACUUGGAUGUCCGAUAUAACUUCAAGAUCCUCCUAAUACGAACCCCAUCCAUCCCAUCAUACUUCCCCCACUUUUACACCCACACACAUACAUCCUCCCAUCUCAAUCUCGUCUUGCCACUUGGCACUUGCCCAGCUGUUCUGUACUUCAUUGUAGGCGCUGUCCUUUCAACAAGCGAAGAUGAUCGACCCCGCAUCCUAUCAGUAUCCCUCUCCGUUGGCAGGCUUCGAGAAUGCCGCACCACUACCGGAAGAGGUGGCCGAGGAUGGCAAAAGCCUGAAGAACUCGCCAAGGGCAGAUGGGCUCAGUAAGGCUUACGAGGCAUUUACAGCCCCCUUGGAUAACGGUCGAAGGGGUGGCUUUGAUGUCCACAUAUAUCACUAUCAGAAUAACCCGACGCAAGUAAAAUACGCCAAAGAGCUGUUUGAGCGGAUUCGACGAGAAUUCCCCGAGCUCAGAAUCUAUCGCUUCUGGGACAAACCCGUUGGGCCGCAUCCCGUUGCCAUGUUUGAGGUCGAUCUCUUCACCCCGGCGCAGUUCGGCGCCUUCAUCUCGUGGCUUGCGAUUUAUCGUGGUCCUCUUUCGGUCCUCGUUCACCCCAACACAGUAGAGGAGGAUGUACCUGAGCUGCAGGCAGAGCUCAGGAAUCACACGCAGAGAGCACUUUGGAUGGGCGAGAAGAUCCCCCUGGAUACCUCCAUUUUCUACCGGUCUGAGUGAGGAGUUCAGCAACGGUAUGUUCAAGACGGGGACUUACACGCCGGUUGGGUCGAAGGGUGGAGUUGACAAUAAGAUAAUGCACAGCUGUAUGUAGGCUAAACUGCCUUCCGAAGAACACAUAUAUUUUGAUGUUUUGUCCUUUGUUUAGAGAAACUGACCUCCCUUUCU